CACGGCAGCGCACCGUCCUCAGAGUAGGACCCCGUCGCAUCCGCGUCCCCUUGGGUCCUUGAGCCGGCGCGGACUGAGUGGCCAUGGCCUUGAGGCUCCUGAAGCUUGUCCCGGCGUCGGCGUUCGCGCGUGGCCUCGCGGCCGGAGGCCAGCGCGUGCAAUGGAUUCAUGCCAGCGUGCAGUGCAAGCUGAAAUAUGGGCCUUUGGCUUACCUCCUUGGUGAGAAGACAUCCAAGAAACUGAAUGAGUACAGCAGAGUGAUAACUGUAGACGGUAACAUAUGCUCUGGGAAAAGCACGCUCGCAAAGGAGGUCGCAGAGAAACUAGGCAUGAAGCACUUUCCAGAAGCGGGCAUACAUUACUCAGAAAGCACCUCAGGAGACGGAAAGCCUCUCGACGAAGUCGAAUUUAGUGGUAACUGUAGCCUGGAGAAAUUUUAUGAUGAUCCGAAGAGCAAUGAUGGCAACAGCUACCGCCUGCAGUCCUGGCUGUACACCAACCGCCUCCUGCAGUAUGCAGACGCCCUGGAGCACCUGUUGAGCACAGGACAGGGUGUGGUCUUGGAACGCUCCAUCUUCAGUGAUUUCGUCUUCCUGGAGGCAAUGUACAAACAGGGCUUCAUCCGGAAGCAAUGUGUGGACCACUACAAUGAGGUGAAGAGGCUCACUGUCUGCGAGUACCUGCCUCCCCAUGCAGUCAUCUACAUCGACGUCCCCGUGCCAGAGAUCCAGAACCGAAUCCAGAAGAAAGGAGAUCCACACGAAAUGAAAAUCACUGCUGCCUAUCUCCAGGACAUCGAGGAUGCCUAUAAGAAGACCUUCCUCCCCGAGAUGAGUGAGAAGUGUGAGGUGUUGGUGUACAGUCCAUGGGAAGCCAAAGACUCAAGCAAGGUGGCAGAGGACAUUGAAUACCUCAACUACGACAAAGGGCCUUGGCUCACCCAGGACGACCUCUCCUUCCACAACCUGCGGAUGCUGGUUCAGGAUAAGGUGGAGGUGCUGAAUUACACAGCCAUCCCUGUCUACCUUCCAGAGAUCACGAUUGGAGCUCACCAGUCUCAGCGGAUCUACACCAGAUUUAGAGAGCUGCCAGGCCGCAAGUACAGCCCUGGAUACAACGCCAGCGUAGGUGACAAAUGGAUCUGGCUGAAGUGAACAGUGCCCUCCACGCAUCUGUGCUACAGCCAUGAAGAUGUCUGCUCUUCCCCACUCCGGAUGCCAGAGCUUUACCAGAUACCAGGAAAAAGCAAGUGAUCAGGGAACUACCAGGAGAAAUGGCCUAGUGGAAACAGUCUACCUGUGCCCUGGCAGCAGGGUUGAAAGAAAUCAACUUCCAUUGAUAAGGUUCUGGAACCUUCUAGCUUUAGUUUGGAAUCAUCCGUAAUUAUCACUGGGGGAAAAAGCUGUUUGAAAGAUCCGCUCCCACUGGAAGCUGCCGUGUGUCCCUGCGGCCCUGUGUCAGGCAGCUUUCCUGAACUGUCCCUCCCAACUUGAAGAAAUAAAUCUGGCUCUGUAGCACCUCCUGCGCAACAUACGUGCAUGCUCACCCCAUCCUGUCGCUCCAUGCCAUCCUGGGUUUGGGUCUUUGCGCACGCUGUUGAAGCGUAUACAUCAGCGGAAAGCAGAAAUGUAGAAAUACGAGAUUUGCAGAACAGCAAGUGUUGUCCUUUUUUUCCUUUCUUUUGAAUUUUUGUGAAUUUCUAUGUUUUGAUCAUAUUUAGGCCCCUCCCCUGACUACACCCCUUCAAUACCCACUGCCCAAUUUCCUGUACUGUUAUAUAAAGGCCUAGCGGGUCAAACCUGUGUCCCCAAAUGCCCUGCAUUGUGGAUCCACCAGAACCUGGUUACUCUCUCCAACGUCACACCGUUAAAGAAAAGUGACUCCCAACACCACCGGUGGCUAUAGCUCCUCAGCUAGGGCUGGGGCUUCCUACCCACCUCCCCUCUUCCGUGCUGGGCUUAUCUGCUUUGAGCUGCUGUGGGUCUUGUACAAACGCUUUUCUCCAGAGAAGGUUCACUUGAUGGCUGCCCUUGCUGUCUCCUCCCUCUGCAGGGCAAAGCUGAGCUUGGGUGUAGGCACAGAAGCAAAAUCAGAUGCUGUUACCUCUUGAAACUUAGGGGAACAGUAAAAGCGCUUUGCAAAUUUUGCGCAUCAGCGUUGUUAGGGAGUCAUUGUAGGUUGUCAGUGUGUUUCUGCUAUGUCCACUGUUGUGGCUGUACCUUGCACAUGUGAUUUACAUGUAACCUAAUUAAACAAUGCCAUUUACCAUUCUGUUCCUUAGCCGUGUUCGGGUCCUUGCAGCCACAUUAGACAGGACAGAGAGAACAUUUUCCUCUUCAGGAAGGUCUGCUAGGCCUUUGCUGUGGGAUGUGCUGAAGAAUCAGACCACCUGCCACCUGCUUCCUUCCCUCCGUCUCCUCUGCUGCAGUGGAGCAGCAAAGUCUUGGACAAUCCCUGGAGGUCUUGUGUCUGUGUCCCGUGAACCACUGACCAGAGAGUGUCUGUAAUUACUGGGCUGUGCACUGCUGCCUGUGGUGCAAGGAGCUAGCAGUGAAGCCCUGGACAGGUCGGCCUGUCCUCAGCAGGGCUGCUGCAGCCACCUCAGAUCCUGUCCUGUGCGUCGCAGCUCACAUGCACUUGGCCUGCCUGAUGGUCCAUGUGUUUGUGUCAGACCCUGAUGGCUCCGCUCCCUUGGUGCGAUGUGAUGUUCGUGAUCGGCCGAGUCCACCUGCCUCACUUCCUGGUGUUCUCUGUGUACUGGGAAGACAGUGCGAAUUCCCAGCCUUCUCCAGGCUGCAGCCCUGCCGAGAAGGCUGGUGGGUCUCUAAUCUGAUCUCAGUGCAGCAUCUGAUUUAGCUUCACAAAAUGCUUGCAUUUGCUUCAGACUGGUGCUGAAAUAAAAACGUGCAUUUUGAAUAUCCCA
This is a messenger RNA of Nannospalax galili (Upper Galilee mountains blind mole rat), 2923 nucleotides long. It is a transcript of the gene Ndufa10, whose product is annotated as NADH:ubiquinone oxidoreductase subunit A10. Gene Ontology annotation, cellular component: cytoplasm. The record is from RefSeq and is a predicted model, not a curated record. The transcript has 10 exons. Gene Ontology annotation, biological process: mitochondrial electron transport, NADH to ubiquinone. Bases 84 to 1154 code for a protein of 356 amino acids. NCBI's taxonomy places the organism in Eukaryota, Metazoa, Chordata, Mammalia, Rodentia, Spalacidae.